Messenger RNA from Magallana angulata, 948 nucleotides. RefSeq lists its product as uncharacterized. The transcript is spliced from 3 exons. The record is from RefSeq and is a predicted model, not a curated record. NCBI's taxonomy places the organism in Eukaryota, Metazoa, Mollusca, Bivalvia, Ostreida, Ostreidae. The coding region runs from base 1 to 948 and encodes 315 amino acids. Gene Ontology annotation, molecular function: ATP binding; ATP hydrolysis activity.
AUGAUAAAGACAAAAAAAGUUACACGUUUUUCUCAAAAUAAACCAAGCUGGAAAGAUAUCGAAAACCAAUUUAUAGCUACUUUUCCCCUGAGAGGAAUUGGAAUUGCACAAUGGUCCAAAAGUGAAAGAAUAAAAAAUGAACGCAACUAUAUAGAGGCUUGUGAAAGGGCUGAAGUUAUAUCAACAUUGUUAAAGACAAAGAAAUUUGACGAAGAGUAUGAGAAAGAAAUUUUUGAAUUCAUAACAUACCCCGACGUAUUUACCUUUACACAAAACAAUGAACAUAUAUAUGUUCAAAAAGACGAAUUAAAAUUUCAUUUGUUAAAGACAUCUGAAGGAAUAAUAGAAGCCAAACUGACGUGUUUGCUCUUGGCGCACAAGAACAUCAAAACUCUUUGUCUGGAGGAGCCUGAUCGAGGAAUGCACCCUCAAAUGAUUGAACGGUUAAAGACAGUGUUGUGCAGAGCAGCAUAUAACAAAACAAUUAUUGUUGUGACACAUAGUCCCAUUUUUAUUGACAAUGUUACCUUCAACAACACGCACGUUUUUUUUCGACAGAAAAGAAAAGACGAUUUAAACAAUUGUUCACUAAAAAAAGUAAGGAUCAGAAGUUCGGAACUUUCAAACUUGUCCGACAUUGAAAUAAUCCGAAGUGUGUUGUUCGCAACCAAAGUUUUAUUGGUAGAAGGAGUAACCGACAGAGAAGUAGUGCAAGGUAUUUUUACCGAGUACAAAAAAAAGCAUCAUGGAAACAUAGGGAGAAAGAUAGGAGAAUUCAAAAGGGACAUAACGACAUAUCAAGUUGUUUCUGUUAACGGUUGCCAAAAUAUCCAAAGGGUACGGAAUUUCUGCGAGCAUAUUCAUCUAACAUGCUUGUGUUUAAUGGACCUUGACACAAUUGUCCAUUGUGAAAUUGUCAAAAUGUUAAAUGUCCCGUGUAAAACGUAA